This is a messenger RNA of Trichosurus vulpecula (common brushtail), 1206 nucleotides long. It is a transcript of the gene INHBB, whose product is annotated as inhibin subunit beta B. Gene Ontology annotation, molecular function: cytokine activity; growth factor activity. Bases 1 to 1206 code for a protein of 401 amino acids. The record is from RefSeq and is a predicted model, not a curated record. The transcript is spliced from 2 exons. Lineage: Eukaryota; Metazoa; Chordata; Mammalia; Diprotodontia; Phalangeridae. Gene Ontology annotation, cellular component: extracellular region. Gene Ontology annotation, biological process: SMAD protein signal transduction; BMP signaling pathway.
AUGGACGGGCUGCCCGGAAGGGCGCUGGGAGCCGCCUGCCUUCUGCUCCUGCUAGCGGGCUGGCUGGGUCCGGAGGCCUGGGGCUCGCCGACACCGCUGCCUUCCCCGGCCGCCCCGCCGGGAGCCGAGGGCGCCCCCCCAGACACUUGCACGUCGUGUGGCUUCAGGCGCCCGGAGGAGCCGGGCAAAGUGGACGGCGACUUCUUGGAGGCGGUGAAGCGGCACAUUCUCAGCCGGCUGCAGAUGCGGGGCCGCCCCAACAUCACCCACGCGGUGCCCAAGGCCGCCAUGGUGACCGCCCUGCGCAAGCUGCAUGCGGGGAAGGUGCGGGAAGACGGCCGAAUGGAGAUCCCGCACCUAGACGGGCACGCCAGCUCGGGCUCCGACGGCCAGGAACAGGUGUCAGAGAUCAUCAGCUUCGCGGAGACAGAUGACCUUGCCUCCUCCAGGGUCCGCCUGUAUUUCUUUAUCUCCAACGAGGGCAACCAGAAUCUGUUUGUGGUGCAGGCCAGCCUGUGGUUAUACUUGAAAUUGCUCCCUUACGUCCUUGAGAAAGGCACCCGGAGGAAAGUCCGGGUCAAAGUGUACUUCCAGGACCUGGACCACAGUGACAAGUGGAAUGUGGUGGAGAAGAAGGUAGACCUCAAGAGAAGUGCCUGGCACACUUUCCCCCUGACAGAGGCGAUUCAGGCCCUGUUUGAGAAAGGGGAGAGGAGGCUGAACCUGGAACUCCAGUGUGAGGGCUGUGAAGAGCUUGCUGUGGUACCUGUCUUUGUGGACCCUGGGGAAGAAUCUCACCGACCCUUCUUGGUAGUGCAGGCCAGACUGGCAGACAACAAGCACCGGAUCCGAAAAAGGGGGCUGGAGUGUGACGGCAGGACCAAUCUCUGUUGCAGGCAACAGUUUUUUAUUGACUUCCGACUCAUUGGGUGGAAUGACUGGAUCAUUGCGCCCACGGGUUACUAUGGGAAUUACUGUGAAGGGAGCUGCCCGGCCUACUUGGCCGGAGUCCCAGGGUCAGCUUCCUCUUUUCACACCGCUGUGGUGAAUCAGUACCGAAUGCGAGGGCUGAACCCAGGGACCGUGAACUCCUGUUGCAUUCCAACCAAACUCAGCACAAUGUCAAUGCUGUACUUUGACGAUGAAUACAACAUUGUGAAGAGGGACGUUCCCAAUAUGAUUGUGGAAGAAUGUGGCUGUGCUUGA